AUGAGACCAAGUAUGCCCCCCUCCCCUUCCCCGCCGAAUGCCCAACCUUCGCCUCUUCCCCCCUCUCGGACUCUCUCCCUUUCCUGCUGCUCCCUCUCUGUGACUGAAAGCAUGUUGUUCAGUCGGCAUGGAUUUCGAUGCUGGCUGGGAGCCUCUUCGGCUUUGUCAGCCAAGCCCCGGGCUUUGCGGCCCAUUUCCUCCCUGACAAGGCCCUGUCCGCUAACAUCGACAGGCCUGCCUGCGAGUUUGCGUUCGCAGACCCACUUGCCGGGAGUCCAAUUGUGCCUGGCCGUGGAGCAGGGCAAGAGCAAGCUGCCUGAGGGCAUCAACCGGCCGGCCUCGUUGGGGCUUUUGCUUCGGAUACUUGGGCUAAAGAAUCAGGGCCUGCCAUCGGAGCAAGCAGUCGGCCGUCUGAUUGGCCGGGAUAAGCAGACAGCCUCGCGGUUGAUGGUCCAAUAUCUGGAACGCCACAGCAUCUCGCCACCUUCGAAAUUCCGACCCGUCGAGGAGCUUGAGGAGGACAUCGUUUGGCUGGCUGGCUUGGACCCGCCGCCUUCGAAGGCCAUGCUGAGCAAGCUGGUGAAUGUCACCCCCUCGGUGAUGAUGACGUUGCUGGACAAGAAGAUGCCGAACGCCGACCUGAGCUUCCGGCCCUGUCUCUGGCGACUGGAUGAGCUGUGCACCGGCCUCGUAAGGCCAUCGAAUACCGACAUGGCCCGGGAACUAUCGGUGUCAGCCAACUCCAUCUCGCUGGCCAUGAGCAAAUAUGGAUCCGGCAUGAAGGCCCCUUCGGCACGCGUGUCGGAGCACCAGAUUGAGCAGAUUAAGGCGGCCUUUUCCUCGGAAGAGCCCCCCUCCGUCAGGGAUUUGGCCAUGAGUCUUGGCUUAUCCAAAAUGACCCUCUAUCGGGAGUGCAAGAAGCUGAAUCUGCCAACCAGGGGACGGCUGCCGCCUCGCUCGCUUCUCGAAACUCUGGGCCGCUUGCACUUCGAGCAGGGCAUCUCGAAGAAGGACGUUGCAUUGCAGAUGGAGUUACCCCAGUCCACGGUCAAUCGCUAUUUCCGGCUAUACUUCACUCCAGACGGGCAGAUCAUCGAAUCGGUAGCGGAGCCGCCGCCGACAGGCAAAGCCCAGCAAUAG
Messenger RNA from Fonticula alba, 1140 nucleotides. RefSeq lists its product as hypothetical. The record is from RefSeq and is a predicted model, not a curated record. The coding region runs from base 1 to 1140 and encodes 379 amino acids. NCBI's taxonomy places the organism in Eukaryota, Rotosphaerida, Fonticulaceae. The transcript has a single exon.